Actinia tenebrosa (Australian red waratah sea anemone) is the source of this 826-nucleotide messenger RNA. RefSeq lists its product as uncharacterized. NCBI's taxonomy places the organism in Eukaryota, Metazoa, Cnidaria, Anthozoa, Actiniaria, Actiniidae. Gene Ontology annotation, cellular component: extracellular region. The record is from RefSeq and is a predicted model, not a curated record.
AAUCUGCUCGCAAGGUGGCCUUUGUUCAGCCCAGCCCAACUCAUAUUAGCUCGGGUUGUUMAUCAACAACAAACGUCGUUAACCAGUUUCAAGUUCCAAGUACGAAGCUGCGUUCCAACACAAGUUAUUCACAACUUAAACAUGGACUCAUUUGCAAAACAAUGUUUGGACGUGCAUAACAAGUACCGCUCUAUGCACCAUGCCCCGCCACUCACCUGGUCUGACUCGAUGGCAAAAGAAGCGCAWGCCUGGGCAGAGAAAGUCGCCAAAUCAGGCAAACUCCAACACGCGGCAAGAGAAGAACGUAAUGGUGAUGGAGAGAACGUKUUCAUGAUGAUGGGCAAGCCAGACGUUACAGGUAGUGACGUUGUUGAUACCUGGUAUUCUGAGGUGAAGAAGUAUGACUUCAAGAAAGGAGGRUUCCAAGGCGGUACUGGACACUUCACUCAAGUCGUGUGGAAGGGAAGCAAGGAGCUUGGAAUGGGGAAAGCCAAGUCACCUGAUGGCAAGAUCUUUGUYGUAGGCAGAUAUAGGCCGGCUGGGAAUAAUAUMUCUAAUGUUAAUGACAAUGUAUCUGCGCAGUAAGAUAUGACAAUGUCACGGGGAUCGAUGGGUUUCACGGCAGCCAUGUUGUAGGGCAAUAGUCUUCUUUCUCAUCCGACGAGACCGCUGGUUUUGAUGACYGCAGACUCGUUAUACAUUUUUAGCCUCGUCUAUAAGUCAGCUAUUUAAAGACAGCAUUAAACGUCCGUGGGAUUAUUUAACAAUUAUUCGCCGAAGGCGAAGUGAUUAUUGGGGAAUAUUUACCGAGACGCGAGUCUUCGAG